Molecule: messenger RNA, 2342 nt
Organism: Durio zibethinus
Lineage: Eukaryota; Viridiplantae; Streptophyta; Magnoliopsida; Malvales; Malvaceae
Biological process (GO): UDP biosynthetic process
Cellular component (GO): cytoplasm
Molecular function (GO): UMP kinase activity
Source: RefSeq, a predicted model, not a curated record
AAACCGAAGGGUGUCGAAAGCAACUGCCGACCCUUACCCACAUGCCGAUUCCUUUCAUACUUUCCUUCAUUACUUAACGGAACCGUCUCUAUCCGUCACGGCCCAUCACGUUCCGUCAAACUACCCCCCCAACGUCUCUCCUUCCUCCCCUAACGUCUUCCGUUCAGACCGUUCCCCUUUCCCCCAAACCUAACCCUAACGUCCGGCUAUGGCCUCUUCCGUUGACGACGAUUUCUCUCUCCUCGAUGACCACCAAACUAACCCUAACCUCCACCACCACCACCCUUCUUAUGCGCAGAUCCACGCGCCUCCCCCCGACAACCAGGAUGCCGAUGAUGACUCUGAUUCCGGCUUCCGUGGCGCCAACUUUGGUAACAACAACAAUAACGCUAUAUCUUCCGAUGUACGGAUCGAGAAGAGGAGAGAUCAGGAGGAGAUAAAUGACGGCGUUUUGAAGAGACCGAAGCAAUCGACGACGGAGUAUCGAAAAGACAGAGAAGAAUGGAGCGACGCCGCAAUUGGAUGUUUAUUGGAGGCGUAUAUGGAGAAGUUGACGCAACUGAACAGAGGGAAUCUGAAAGGGAGAGAUUGGGAGGAGGUGGCUGCGGCGGUUACCGAGCGAUGCGAGAAGCAGAGCAAGAGCGUCGAGCAGUGCAAGAACAAGGUUGAUAAUUUGAAGAAAAGGUAUAAGCUUGAGAGGCAUAGGAUGAGUGAUGGCGGCAUCGCGUCGAGUCACUGGCCUUGGUUUAAGAAAAUGGAGGAGAUUGUUGGAAAUUCGCUGCCAGUAAAGGCAGUGGCCGAUGAAGAUAAGGGCGGCGCUUCCCCAGGAACUGCCGUUAGACAAUCCAAAAGAUAUGCUUCAGCUACACCAAGUCCUGUAGGUCAGAUAAUUAGCAUGAAGUCCAAAAGUCCUAAAUGGCGCAGAGUGGUAUUCAAAAUUAGUGGCGCUGCUCUUGGUUGCACUGGUCCUCAAAAUAUUGACCCAAAGGUGGCAAUGCUGAUUGCUAGGGAAGUUGCAAUUGCAUGCCACCUUGGUGUGGAGGUAGCAAUAGUUGUUGGAGGUCGCAAUUUCUUUUGUGGAGACACAUGGGUUACGGCAACUGGUUUAGAUAGAAGUACUGCAUAUCAAAUUGGCAUGAUGGCAUCUGUGAUGAAUUCUAUACUACUGCAAUCAUCAUUGGAGAAAAUGGGCGUUCAGACCCUUGUGCAAACUGCACUUUCACUGCCGGAGGUUGCAGAACCAUACAGUCGACAACGUGCCAUCCGUCAUCUGGAAAAAGGUAGAGUUGUAAUAUUUGGUGGCAUUGGUGCUGGCACUGGAAAUCCACUCUUUUCUACGGACACAGCUGCAGCACUUCGAGCUUCAGAAAUUCACGCCGAGGCAGUUCUUAAAGGUACGAAUGUUGAUGGUGUCUAUGACUGCCACUCCCAGGACAAUAAUGCUACAUUUGAGCACAUCUCCUUUAGAGAGUUAGUCUCUAGAGGUGCCACAGCCAUGGACAUGAUGGCAUUAACCUUCUGUGAAGAGAAUGGCGUUCCUGUUGUGGUCUUUAAUCUUCUUCAGCCUGGAAACAUCUCGAAAGCAUUAUGUGGAGACCAAGUUGGUACGUUGAUUGAUCCAACUGGAAGGACAGGCUGAUCUAGAAACCCUUAUCAGAUGCAUUUCUAGUUGUUCUGACCAUGGAUAUUAAGUCAAUAUACUCUAGUAACAACAAGUGUUCCUGUAAAUUCGGCUACGUUUUUCUAGGACUGAGGCUUGGAUGGAUUCUUGACUUGAAGAUGAUGCUGCUUUAACAUCUUUAGGCCAGGUUUUAACCUGCAAUGCCCAUGCCCGUAACUGAUUAUUCUCAUAGCUAAUUGCUUCAUUACAAUCUGUAUUCUAGUAUAGUAACAAUAUCUAUUGUAUUUAAAUGUGUUAGAAAUAGUAUCAAUUUAUUGAAACUUUAGCUGUGGUAGAUGGUUGCUGCAAUGUACCAUUAACGAUUUACAAGAAUACAAGUGAUACUGUGAGAGUUUGUAGUUCUCAGGUAAUACUCUUAGAUUAUAAUUAGAAGUAGGAAGUUGUCACAAGCUGAAACUUAUUAAUGACAACUUCUGCCAGAAAUAUAAUUAUUUUCAAAUUUAAAGAUGCAUCUCUCAAAUUGCUUACAAUCUGUAUCAUUGUUUGUUCUGAGAUUUCAAUAAAUAGAAGGGUGAGAAAUGAUGCCAUGAAAACGUCUCUCUGCACAGUAUUUUUGAAGCAUUUAUGCAUAUACCAGGAAUGGUGAUUUCAUUCUGCAAUCCUUCCAUUUUCUGUAUAUUCUAAACCGUGUGCAUGAUAAUACUAAUCAAAGCUCAUUAGA